Messenger RNA from Verticillium alfalfae VaMs.102, 1230 nucleotides. Its product is annotated as FreB. The transcript has a single exon. The record is from RefSeq and is a predicted model, not a curated record. Gene Ontology annotation, cellular component: plasma membrane. The coding region runs from base 1 to 1230 and encodes 409 amino acids. NCBI's taxonomy places the organism in Eukaryota, Fungi, Ascomycota, Sordariomycetes, Glomerellales, Plectosphaerellaceae. Gene Ontology annotation, biological process: iron ion transport; intracellular iron ion homeostasis; copper ion import. Gene Ontology annotation, molecular function: ferric-chelate reductase activity.
AUGUCCUUCCUCCGCCGCAGGCUCGCGGACCUGGACUCCCUCCCCACGCCCAUCGACAGCUCCAUGGCCGACCUGGCACCAGGGCAGAGGUGCCGAAUCCACCUCCACCAUCGCCCCUAUCACUCCAACCUGGCUGGCGUCAAUCAAGCCCUUAACUUGGCCUUCGUCGACGCGCUCUGGUGGACACUGGGCAUCAUGGCCAUGAUCAUUCUGGUGAUCCGGUUCGGACAGAUCGCCUGGGCCCAGCUUCGACGAGUCUCAGCCAUGGCCGUCCCCGCAGAGGCUCAAGAGUACUGGAAGAGGGCACAGUCAAACUGGAUGCCUUGGUUGAAGCGCAACAUCAUCUACGCCCCCUUCUGGAAAAAGCGCCACAACCGUGAGUUCAGGCUCUCCAAGGCCGGUCACAUGGGCGUCCUCCCAUCUCGCCUUCACAGCAUUAUCCUCUUCAUCUGGCUGGCGAGCAACUUUGUGUACAUGUUCGUCCUCAACUGGCGCAACGCCAACGUCUUCUCCUUUGCAGCCGAGGUCCGUGGACGCUCUGGAACCCUGUCUGUCGUCAACAUGGUACCCCUGAUUAUCUUUGCUGGCCGCAAUAACCCCUUGAUCUCCUGGUUGAAGAUAAGCUUCGACACCUACAACCUGCUCCACCGCUGGAUGGGCCGUUUGUCGGUCAUUGAGGCCGUCAUCCACACCAUUGCUUGGAUGUACGUCAGGCAUGCCGACGGCGGUUGGGAGGCUGUCACCUCUCGCAUCUUCCACAAGGCCUUUGAGGCAUCUGGCAUGCUAGGUACCGUGGCUCUUGUCCUCAUCCUUAUUCUCUCGCUUUCGCCCAUCCGCCACGCUUUCUACGAGACCUUCCUCAACGUCCACAUCAUCCUGGCGCUCAUCACCUUCGUCUGCACCUACAUUCACUGUGUCGCCUCGGCCCAUCCCGGUGGCCUUCCUCAGCUGCCCUGGAUGAUGGCCAUCUUCGUACUGUGGUUCGCUGAGCGCCUCGCUCGCGUCCUGCGCACGGCCUACAUGAACUGGUCCGACAGGGGUCUGACCGAGGCCGUCUGCGAGCCCAUGCCUGGUGACUGCACCCGAGUUACCAUGCACCUGCCCCGUUACGUCGACGUCAAGCCCGGCACUCACUGCUAUCUUCGCUUCGCUAAGGUUUCUCCUUGGGAGUGCCACCCUUUCUCUGUCGCUGGUCGACCAUAUUCCUUAUUCACGACAAGCUUGGGCUGA